Effrenium voratum is the source of this 822-nucleotide messenger RNA. NCBI's taxonomy places the organism in Eukaryota, Dinophyceae, Suessiales, Symbiodiniaceae. The record is from the annotation of a GenBank genome assembly.
AACUCGCGCACGCACACAAGUAAAUUGCACCGGCGCCGUGUCGUGUCUUGGCGAUGGCGACGCUGCGAGCGCUGCGCAGCAUUUGCCUGGGGCUUCUGCUUUGGUUUGGGACAGAAGGCUUCAUAGCGGCUCGGGGCCGCUUCAGGAGACGCGAUGUCAGCCGAAAUGCCAUAGGCCCGCCCAUCCCUGGCGCCCGCUUCUCGGUGAAGUCGCAGCUGCCGGCAAUCCGGGAAGCCGUGGCGGAGCAGGGCCUCGCACGUCUUUGGUCGGAAUCCGCGGCUUGCCUGACUGCUUGCGGCAUGGACACUGAGGACGCAGAAGAAAUUCUCGCCAAGGGCCUGGGCUGGUCCACGUGGCUGGCGGUGAACCGCGCGGAGUACCUCAAGCCCAAGGCCCCCGAGCCCGCAGCCCUGCAGCGGAGCGUGGCGUUCCUAAAAGACGGACCGCUGCGGCUGAGCGGGGAGGAGCUGCGGCAAGUGCUGCUGGGCUCGCCGAAGGCGGCGGUGAAGGAUCCCAAAGCCGCCUACGAGUCCUCCUUGGCCACUGCUCCGGAGGAGUUCCAAACGCCGGCGGCGUUUCGGGCGCUGCUGCUGCGCAGCCCGACGAUCUUGGAGCUGAGCUUCAACUGCGGCCACCGCUGCUCGGCCGCGUGCGGCCGCUGCUGGUGCCCCGCCCUGGUGCAGCUGCGGGUGGGCGCCGUCCCAGCCAAGCUCUAGGUGCCCUCAACCACUCGAUGAGCUGAGCUCAGGUCUCACCGAGAGCGUCCCAUCGAUGUCUUCCGGGGAUGCAAAGCCUUGCAUCAAAGGGUUGGGUUACAGGACA